Molecule: messenger RNA, 956 nt
Organism: Myiozetetes cayanensis
Lineage: Eukaryota; Metazoa; Chordata; Aves; Passeriformes; Tyrannidae
Product: protein S100-A10
Exons: 4
Coding region: 119-412 (97 amino acids)
Cellular component (GO): cytoplasm
Source: RefSeq, a predicted model, not a curated record
CGCGGCCCCCCCGCUGGUCCGUCCCGCCCCCGCCGUGCCUAUCCCGGGCCGGACCGCGCCCCGGCACUGCCCGCUCCGCUCCGCUCCGCUCCGGACCUGCCACGAGCACGCCCCCAGGAUGCCGUCCCAGAUGGAACACGCCAUGGAGACCCUCAUGUUCACCUUCCACAAGUACGCGGGGGACAAGGACCACCUGUCCAAGGAGGACCUGAGGGCCCUCAUGGAGAAGGAAUUCCCAGGAUUCCUGGAGAACCAGCGGGACCCCAUGGCCCUGGAGAAGAUCCUGAGGGACGUGGAACAGAGCCGGGAUGGCCGGGUGGGCUUCCAGGGUUUCUUCUCGCUGGUGGCCGGGCUUACCAUCGCCUGCAACGAUUACUUCGUGCUGCACAUGAAGCAGAAGGGCCGCAAGUGAGGGGGCAGCUGGGGGUGCUGAGCCCUCCCCUGGGGUGCUGAACCCUCCCCCAUGGGGUGCUGACACCCCCUCACACUCCUGGGUGCUGCCUCAACCCACCCCUCCCGGGUCCUGCCUUAACACUUCGAGGUCAAGGUGUUGCCCCCACCACCCCCCCGGGUGCUGCCCCCCAUCCUGGGGUGCUGAGCCCCCCCCAGGGGGGAUGCCCCCUCACCCAUGGGGUGCAGCCCUCACCCACCCCUGGGUGCUGCCUUGACCCCCCCAGAGUGCUCCCACCCCCAUCCUGGGGUGUUUCCCCCCACUUCUGGGUGCUGCCUUGACCCCCACCCCGAAUGCUGCCUGCCCAUCCAGGGGUGCCACCCCCACCCCUGGGUGCUGCCUUGACCCCCCUUGGGUGCUGACCCCCUCCACACCAUGGGUGCACCCCCACCCCCUAAGGGGUCCUGCCCUGACCCCCCUCCUCCCCCAGGGGUGCUACCUUGACCCCCCCACCUCAAGUUUCAACACCACCCCUUAAAUAGAGAUGUUUUGUAUUACACUGGAA